CCGAAGAGGAACGCUUCCCUCUUCUCUUCGACAACCAGCCAUUGAACGCCAGAGCUUCGCCAUGUCAGCGCUACGGAUACUGGUGCCCGUCAAACGGGUUAUUGACUAUGCGGUUAAGCCGCGCGUCAACAAGACGCAAACCGGCGUCGAGACGGCCGGCGUCAAGCACAGCAUGAACCCCUUCGACGAGCUCUCGGUCGAGGAGAGCGUGCGGAUCCGCGAGAAGAAGAGGGCGCCCGGCGGCGUCGAAGACAUCUGCGUCUUCAACGCCGGCCCCCCCAAGGCCCAGGACGUCCUGCGCACUGCCAUGGCGAUGGGCGCCGAUCGUGCCAUCCACGUCGAGGUGAAGGAGGGCGAGGACCUCGAGCCCCUAACCGUCGCCAAGCUCCUCAAGGCGGCGGCCGAGCAGCAGAAGAGCAACCUCGUCAUCCUCGGCAAGCAGAGCAUCGACGACGAUGCCAACCAGACCGGCCAGAUGCUGGCGGGCCUGCUGGGGUGGCCGCAGGCCACGCAGGCGAGCAAGGUCGAGUUCGGCGACGGCGACACGGUCAGCGUCACGCGCGAGGUGGACGGCGGUGUCGAGACGGUGCGCGCGAAACUGCCCAUGGUCAUCACGACCGACCUCCGCCUGAACGAGCCGCGGUAUGCGAGCUUGCCGAAUAUCAUGAAGGCCAAGAAGAAGCCGCUGGAGAAGAAGACGCUGGCCGACUUUGGCAUCACGGCGGAGAAGAGGCUCAAGGUGCUCAAGGUGACAGAACCACCCGCCAGGCAAGGCGGCGGCAAGGUUGAGGAUGUGGAUGGUCUCAUUUCCAAGCUCAAGGAGCUCGGCGCUGUCUAGAGAGAAAUUGUGUACAAGUUUGAAUCGACUCUCUCUUGCGCAAUUUUCAUUAGGGUCAAUGCCAUGCUGUGCGAUGAAGAGCGCAGACGUGCUGCACGUGCUUGGCUUGCACACGGAUCCAGUCUGCGAGCCCGGAUCCGUGGGCUGACGGAUAGAGAGGCUCCAUAGCAGCAAGCAUUGAAAUUUGAUUACCAUCGUUCGUUGUCGUCAUCAUCGUCAUCAUCACAACACCGCAAUUUGUUUCGCCUGGAACGUUCUAGGUCCGAGUUGCUGCUCUCGAUCUUACCCAAAGACAGCAUCAAUCUCGGGGAUUCAAGCGGAAGGAAAAGCAAAAAAAAGAGACAACCA
Messenger RNA from Thermothelomyces thermophilus ATCC 42464, 1186 nucleotides. RefSeq lists its product as uncharacterized. NCBI's taxonomy places the organism in Eukaryota, Fungi, Ascomycota, Sordariomycetes, Sordariales, Chaetomiaceae. The transcript is spliced from 3 exons. The coding region runs from base 62 to 838 and encodes 258 amino acids. Gene Ontology annotation, cellular component: cytosol. Gene Ontology annotation, molecular function: electron transfer activity. The record is from RefSeq and is a predicted model, not a curated record.